CUCGUUGAACACACGCGCACUCUCCAUCCAGCUCGCAGACGUUUGGGUGCCGUCGCUGCUGCAUCCUAUCUCUGACUGUUUUUUUGACUCUUUCCACAGACAAAACACAUAAAGACAACAAAAAGAGAAAGGAGAAAAGAAAAAAAGUGGCCGCUGCGAGGAGCGAACCACAACAAUAAUGACCCGGUCCUGACUAAAAACUGAAUGGAUUAGGCAAUCUAUUCUGAGCUCUAAUGAGAUUAGAGAGUCAGCGCAGACAUGGGUCGCGGCGGCGUGGUACCUUUCUGUGAGCUCCUCGGGGAACGUUUUCCCCGUCAGCGGUCCUCCCGACGUGGAAAUGGCGUUUUUGACACGGAAGAUGCCGCGGAUGCCAGGGGACAAUAGCAGACAUUUGAAUGCACGCUCACCUGUGCCGCUUUUGUGGCGCGCGGAUUCCUAGAAGUAGUAGAAGAGGAAGAAGAAGAAGUAGCAGCAGCGGCUGUUGUGGUGGUAGUAGUAGUAGUUAUAGCAACAGUAGUAGUCAAGGAGGACAACAUGAAGUACCAGAAAUAUAUAACGGUGAUGCAGAUGGCCAUGGGAGUGACAGCCUCCAACAAAGACUGCCUCCCCGCUAAGAGACAGCUGUGGGUGACCCCGCAAGAUGGAGAAACAUCCCCCUCAGGUGCCCCUGGUUGUUCAGAUGGGCCUAUAGGUGCUACUGGUGGUGCUGGUGCUAUGGCAAUGCCUGCCACCUCCACCCUCUCGCUGCCCAUGAGCCAGGGGAAACCUUCUCUGCGUCGCAUCAAAGGCCGCAUUCACCGCAGCAAGAGCCUGGACAGCCUUGAUCUGCUCGACUCCAAUAGUGCAGCGAUGGAGGAAACAGUCAUAUGGGAACAGCACACAGUGACCCUUCACAGGGCCCCAGGAUUUGGGUUUGGCAUUGCCAUCUCAGGUGGGCGAGACAACCCUCAUUUCCAGAGUGGAGAGACGUCCAUUGUUAUAUCUGAUGUGUUGAAAGGAGGUCCUGCGGAGGGUCUGCUACAAGAAAAUGAUCGCGUGGUGAUGGUCAAUGCAGUCUCCAUGGACAAUGUAGAGCAUGCCUACGCUGUUCAGCAACUUCGCAAGAGUGGCAAAAAUGCAAAGAUAACUAUUCGUAGGAAAAGGAAAGUACAAAUCCCUAUUUCGCGGCCAGGGGAUAGGGAGACGAUGUCUGAGCACGAGGAGGAGGACAGUGAUGAGGAGGACGGUUAUGAUCACCACAGUGGUCGUGGUGGCCAAAGUGCCUAUGGAGGCGCGAGCGGAGGCACAGGCACUGGGAGGCGUCAUGAUCGUGAGCGCAGCAACAGUGGGAGGCGGGAUCACAGUGCCUCGCGGGAGAGGAGCGUUUCCCCGCGCUCUGAUCGCCGAUCACAAGCCUCUUCUGCUCCACCCAGGCCUGCCAAGGUCACCCUUGUCAAGUCUCGAAAAAAUGAAGCAGAAUAUGGACUGCGACUAGCCAGCCAUAUCUUUGUGAAGGACAUCUCUCCAGAGAGCCUUGCUGCUAGGGAUGGAAACAUCCAGGAAGGAGAUGUUGUUCUUAAGAUCAAUGGCACAGUUACAGAGAACCUAUCACUGAUAGAUGCCAAGAAGCUGAUUGAGAGAUCAAAGGGCAAGCUGAAGAUGGUUGUGCAAAGAGAUGAGCGAGCCACACUGCUCAACAUUCCUGACCUUGAUGACAGCAUCCCAUCAGCCAAUAACUCCGACAGAGAUGACAUUUCAGAAAUACACUCAUUGACAUCAGACCAUUCCAAUCGAUCCCAUGGGCGAGGUAGUCGGUCACGUUCACCUGACAGGCCCGAGACAUCGGACCUUCUCCGUCACUCACCUCGGCAGAUCAGCAAUGGCAGCCAUCGAAGUCGAGAUGAGGAUCGCGUAUCUAAGCCAGGGGCCAUGUCCACACCAGUCAAAAGCUCUGAUGAUGGUGUUUUGUCACAGGCCAGUGACCAGGCCAGCUCCAGUAAUGACAAACAGUUGCCUCCGCUGCCUGAACCAAAGCCAGUUUAUGCACAGCCGGGUCAGCCUGACGUGGACCUGCCUGUUAGUCCAUCCGAUGCCCCUGUACCCAGCGCUGCACACGAUGACAGCAUCCUCAGGCCAAGUAUGAAGCUGGUCAAGUUUAAGAAGGGAGAGAGUGUCGGCCUGCGGUUAGCAGGAGGGAACGAUGUGGGAAUUUUUGUGGCAGGAGUUUUGGAAGACAGUCCAGCAGCUAAGGAGGGGCUGGAGGAGGGAGACCAGAUUCUCAGGGUGAACAAUGUGGACUUUGCCAACAUCAUCCGGGAAGAGGCUGUGCUGUUUCUGCUGGAUCUCCCAAGAGGAGAAGAAGUUACUAUUCUGGCUCAGAAGAAAAAGGAUGUGUAUCGGAGGAUAGUGGAAUCGGAUGUGGGUGACUCUUUCUACAUUCGGACACAUUUUGAAUAUGAAAAAGAGUCGCCGUAUGGGUUGAGCUUUAACAAGGGUGAAGUAUUCCGUGUAGUAGAUACACUCUACAAUGGCAAAUUAGGCUCUUGGCUCGCUAUCCGUAUUGGCAAGAACCACCAGGAAGUGGAGAGAGGCAUCAUCCCCAACAAGAACAGAGCUGAGCAGCUAUCCAGUGUGCAGUACACCCUCCCGAAAACACCUGGAGGUGACAGAGCGGACUUUUGGAGAUUCAGAGGGUUGCGAAGUUCCAAGAGGAAUUUGCGGAAAAGCAGGGAGGACCUGUCAGCCCAGCCAGUUCAGACCAAGUUCCCUGCCUAUGAGAGGGUGGUGCUCAGGGAAGCUGGAUUCCUGAGGCCUGUGGUUAUCUUUGGGCCAAUAGCAGAUGUGGCCAGAGAGAAACUGGCCAGGGAGGAGCCAGACAUCUUUGAACUAGCAAAAACACAGCAACAACAAGGAGGGGAAAAGAGUGAACCCAGGGAUGCAGGAACCGACCAGAAAAGCUCUGGCAUCAUUCGUCUGCACACCAUUAAACAGAUCAUUGACCGAGACAAGCAUGCAGUGCUGGACAUCACCCCUAAUGCAGUGGAUCGUCUGAACUACGCUCAGUGGUAUCCAAUCGUGGUGUUUCUGAACCCAGAUACCAAGCAGGGCGUCAAGAACAUGAGGACCCGCCUCUGCCCUGAGUCUAGGAAAAGCGCAAGGAAGCUUUAUGAACGAGCCCUCAAAUUAAGGAAGAACAACCACCACCUCUUCACCACAACCAUUAACUUGAACAGCAUGAAUGAUGGUUGGUUUGGCGCGCUGAAAGAAAUAAUCCAGCAGCAACAGAACCAGUUGGUGUGGGUCUCAGAGGGCAAGGCUGAUGGGGCAGCUGAGGAUGACCUAGACAUCCAUGACGACCGCCUUUCCUAUCUGUCGGCGCCAGGCAGUGAGUAUUCCAUGUACAGCACCGACAGUCGCCACACCUCCGACUACGAGGACACAGACACAGAAGGUGGAGCCUACACUGACCAGGAGCUGGAUGAAACGCUGAAUGAUGAUGUGGGUCCACCCACGGAGCCCGCCAUCACCCGUUCCUCCGAGCCUGUCCGUGAGGACCCACCUGUCAUCCAGGAGCCCCCUGGCUAUGCUGGCUACCAGCACACAGUGCAGCCGGACGCCCUGAACCGCAUCGACCCAGCUGGGUUCAAGGCACCAGCGCCGCAGCAGAAAGCAGAGGCCGCUGCCGUCCCUAGCAUCUCCAAGCAGCCUGAACCCCUGGCUGAGACAGCGCCCCCUGCUGUUGAUGUUACUGUAAAAACUGUAGGGGUUCUGAGCCCUGAUGAGGCUCCUCCCUACAGCCAGCCAAGCCCCAUCCCAGAGGCUGGCUCACUUAGGAGACCCACCCCUGAGCUAGCCCCUCAGAGCGUCACAUCAGAACCUCUGCAGUCUGGAAUGGCCAGUUCAGAACCAAAGAUGUUUCAGAAGGAUCCAUACAGCACAGACAACAUAGGGAGGAUCGGUCACAGCAUGAAGCCUGUGACUUACAGCCCUCAGCAGGGAUAUCACCCUGACCAGCAGCCAUACAGAGAUUACGACCACCCACCCAGCCGGUAUGAUGUUAGCAGCAGUGGAGUCAGCAGUGGAGGUGGUUACCCAGAACCAAAGUACCGUAAUUAUGACUCUAACCCACCCUACGAGAACAGUGUGCCUCACUACGACCAGCAACAGUGGAACCCCUACAACCAGCCGCUAUCUACUGCCAAUUCCCAGAGCUAUGAUCCACGUUUGCCCUACAGUGAGGGCCCUGACUCGCAGUACACCCCUCCUCUACGUUAUGACGAGCCCCCGCCUCAACAGGGAUUUGACGGACGGCCUCGCUACGGUAAACCGACAGGUCCAGCACCUGUCCGUUAUGACGACCCUCCACCCCCUGCUCCAGGGUCUGAUCUGCACUACGACCAGGAUUCUCACCUGAGCUCAUACCCCUCAGCUUCCCGCUCCCCAGAGCCUGCUGCCCAGCGACCUGCCUAUAACCAGGGACCAACGUUGCAACAAAAAGGCUACAAACCUCAGCAGUAUGAUCCUGCUCCUGUGAACUCUGAAACCAGCCCCACACCUCCACCUAAAGCAGAAGCCCCCUCGCCUUCUCCUGUAGAUUUUCCAAAACCUGCACCUGCCAGAGAUGAGCACCAAGAGGAUGACCCUGCCAUGAAGCCUCAGUCAGUCCUGACGAGGGUCAAGAUGUUUGAGAACAAGCGCUCAGUAUCCAUGGACCGAGCCAGAGAUACAGGGGAUUUAUCUGGAAACAAGGCAGCUGAUUUACCCUUGAAAGCGGGUGGAGUAAUCCCUAAAGCAAAUUCUCUGAGCAACCUGGAUCAAGAGAGGACCUUUAGAGCCCCAGAGCCCCAGAAGCCUCAGUCCAAGGUAGCUGAUGACAUUGUGCGUUCCAACCAUUACGACCCUGAUGAGGACGAGGACUACUACAGGAAACAGCUGUCUUACUUUGAUAAACUUCAGGCUGGCCCCAACAAACCUCAACCACAAGCACAAACAGCACAUGGCUACCCCAGGACGGAGUCAGUGGAGAAACCAAGUCCAGUGGAGAAAAAAUAUGAACCAAUUCCCCAGGUGACACCGUCUCUGCCACCAGCCACACUGCCCAAGCCCUCAACUGAAGCCAAGCCUCCUGCCCGAGAGGACACAGUCCAGACCAACUUUCUGCCUCACAAGAGUUUCCCUGAGAAGUCUCCAGUUAAUGGCACUAGUGAGCAGCCUCCGAAGUCGGUCACUAACACUGGGGCUCCACCAACAUCCAGCUACAACCGCUACGUGCCCAAACCCUACACCACCUCUGCCAGGCCUUUUGCACGCAUGUUCGACAGUCCUAAAUUCAACCACAACCUUCUGCCUAACGACAAGCCUGAAACUGCUCCAAAGGGUCGAAGCUCCAGUCCAGUAAAGCCUCAGAUCCCCGCACAGCCCCAGAAUGCAGACCAUGACAGUGGCCUGGACACUUUCACACGCACUAUGGACCACCGCUCCAAAUACCAGCAUAACAACGUCAACGCCGUGCCCAAGGCCAUCCCAGUGAGCCCCAGUGCCCUGGAUGAUGACGACGAUGAAGACGAGGGUCACACUGUGGUUGCAACAGCUCGCGGUAUCUUCAACUGUAACGGUGGUGUUCUGAGCUCCAUUGAGACAGGUGUCAGCAUAAUUAUCCCGCAGGGUGCCAUCCCUGACGGUGUGGAGCAGGAGAUCUACUUCAAGGUCUGUCGAGACAACAGCAUCCUGCCGCCGCUCGACAAAGAGAAAGGAGAGACUCUGCUCAGCCCUCUGGUGAUGUGUGGACCUCACGGCCUCAAGUUUUUGAAGCCUGUGGAGCUGCGCUUACCUCACUGUGCGUCAAUGACCCCUGAUGGUUGGUCUUUUGCUCUAAAAUCCUCCGACUCCUCGUCGGGUGACCCAAAAAGCUGGCAGAACAAGUCUCUCCCCGGAGACCCCAACUACCUGGUGGGAGCCAACUGUGUUUCUGUGCUCAUUGACCACUUUUAAGGAUGGAGAAGGAGGUGUGAUGUUACUGAAUGUGGAACCGUGGGGGAUAAAAAUGAAGAAGAUGGACACACAAACACACACACAAUGUACAUACGCUGACAGACGCACUCCAGACACAAACAACGCAGCACAUAACGGAGUAUGAAGAAGACCCUGUCGGUGGUGUUUGCGGCACCCAUGGAUGAAGACGAGACACUGAUGAUCGUUACAAAGCUGUUCUUUAAACUCAAUUAGAAGUUUUGAUGUGAAAUGAAGCCUUUGAUGCAUGCCCCAUGUCACCGAGAGUCGACAUUAUACAUAAGGCAAUGUUUAAUGUAAUUUUGACAUAAAUAUAGUUGGUUGGAUGGCAUUUUGAGGCAGCAUAAAUGCAUCAAAAAAAAUCUGUGUCAGUAUAUUUAUGCUAUAUAUACAUAAAGUAUAUAUAGUAGUAUAAAGAAGAUUUACUAAAAAAUUUACUCAUGAAUUCAAUUACCAGUUUUUUUCAGUUCAGGGGACUGAAUAUGAAUAAGUAUCGCCACUUUUUUAUGUUUUAUUUUUCCACAUCGGGAAAGUUUUUAUUGAAAGUUUGACACAGGUGGAGACAUUUGUACGUAUCUGUUGAAGGAGUCGACAAAACAUGAAGCUGGAUACGAACCCAAGCAGCAGCACACUUCUAGAGACGUUCUUCCUCCGCUCCUUCCUUCGUUCUUCCUCCAGUAAAACCUUGUAGCUUGCUUUCUUACCGAGUACCACGUCUCUCCUUCCAGCCUGAGGGAGAUCUAUGCAUGUUCUUUACUCAGGUCCAGUAGCCUCCUCAGUUCCUUCCUUCCCUAACAUCUCAUUUCUCUCUAUCUUUCCUCUUCUCCUCCUUUUUCUGUCUUUUUUUUCCUCUCCGUGCACUCUUGCACUCACUCACAAAUAAGCAGUGAUGCCUUAUCUGCAGAUUAUUCACUUUUCAUUAAGAGAAAAAAAGAUAAGUUAUGAUAAAUUAUGGUAUAAUGUCAUUUGUUUUGCCAUUUUUUUGUGAACCCACUGUAUAAAUGAACUUGGGUUUAGCACACAGUAACGGUUGAUAAGAUAACAAAGGUAUGCUCUUCUUUUAUCUGCUAUGCAUUACUUAAAACAACAAAACAACAGAAAAGAAGUGGCUGUAAAUAAAGCUAGCAGAUUGCCUUGUUUCUUUUGUUUGUAAAUGAACUUUUUGUAUGUCUUUCUUUUUUGUAUAAAACUUAGAGAAAACAUGUUUUAAAAAGCGGAAGACAGUGAACGUGGUUUUCUUUGUAUUCUGGAUAUACCCUCGAGCCUUGGAAUUGUAACCUGACAAUAACACACAACACCUUUUCUACCAGUAUAUUGACACUUAUGUUACGGUCGCAAAAAGCUCUCUUUACAGCCAUGUAAGGAUCAGGAACGUACUCGGGCUAAAAUUGCAUUUAAAACAUGUUCUUUUCAAAGGGUGUGCUCUCAAAGUGUCCCCCUCACUGAUUUGUGAUACUGGAUGCUAUAUUGUGUGCCCUUAAAUGUAUUUUUGUACUAAUAGACAAUAUAUUAUGUAUGGCACACCAGUACUGUUUUAUUUUUAGAUAUAACACGGCUUUAAUUGGAUAUUAGCUCUUCACGUGUGGCUGACUUUUUUUCUCCUCUGCAACACAAUUUUAAGUAUACCACUGUAUUAAUAAAUAAAAUCAUUUUUAAAGUAAA
Messenger RNA from Acanthochromis polyacanthus (spiny chromis), 7650 nucleotides. It is a transcript of the gene tjp1a, whose product is annotated as tight junction protein 1a. Gene Ontology annotation, biological process: cell-cell adhesion; cell-cell junction organization; protein localization to cell-cell junction. The record is from RefSeq and is a predicted model, not a curated record. The transcript has 31 exons. NCBI's taxonomy places the organism in Eukaryota, Metazoa, Chordata, Actinopteri, Pomacentridae. Gene Ontology annotation, cellular component: bicellular tight junction; plasma membrane. The coding region runs from base 535 to 5970 and encodes 1811 amino acids. Gene Ontology annotation, molecular function: cell adhesion molecule binding.